Cavenderia fasciculata is the source of this 1743-nucleotide messenger RNA. RefSeq lists its product as uncharacterized. Bases 1 to 1743 code for a protein of 580 amino acids. Lineage: Eukaryota; Evosea; Eumycetozoa; Acytosteliales; Cavenderiaceae. The record is from RefSeq and is a predicted model, not a curated record. The transcript has a single exon.
AUGAAUACAACAUUUUCAAAUCAAAUAUUGUAUAAUAUAAUAAGACAUGUUGAAGAUAAUUUAGACAAGGUGUGCAUGUUGAUGACAUGUAAAGCAUUGUUUGCAAUUAGAGAUAAUGUACAAUUUAAAGUGUUUAAUGAAGAGUCUGAUGAUGAUUUGGAGAGACACUAUCAGAACCAAUAUGAUCAUAUGGGUGCUGCUAUUACAACACCAAUGAAUAUGUUAAAAGGUGCUUAUUACAACUCUUCCAAACAUGUUAUGACCAAUCCUAUAGAUACAUCGAUGAAAACAACAAAACCAACAAUUGUUAUUUAUAAUGGAGAAAGAUUGGAAAUUGGAAAGAUACCUUGUACGGUGGAACGUGUCAUUUUAAAUGCUUUGGAUAGUGGUACAUCUAUUUCAAAUGGUAUUGUUCCUGAAAGUGUAAAGGUUCUGUGUAUUGGUGGAAGGUUUAAUGGAAAGAUAGAAGGGAAUGGAGCGUUGCCAAAGGGAUUAAAAAGGUUAGAGUUGAGCAACAGCUUUAAUCAAUCGUUUGCUGCUAAUACUUUGCCAGACACAUUGGAAUCAUUGAGACUUGGAGGAGCGUACAAUUCAGCGAUCUAUGUACACCCAAGUCGGUGCACUCUGCCAUCACAACUUGUGCACUUGGAGUUUGGUGUGAGUUUUAAUAAACCACUGCCCCCUGGUGCACUCCCUGCAACACUCAAGAGUGUAGUGUUUGGCGAUAGAUUUGACAUGCCAUUGUUGGUGGGGUCGCUACCCGCAGGACUGGAAUCACUCACGUUUAAAGACUAUUAUCGUGCGAUUGACAAGGGUGUGCUGCCACCCAACCUCUUGCAUUAUGAGGGUAGUGGGGUACUCGAGGAACGUCUGCCAUCAUCGCUCGUAUCAGUAUCGAUUGAUAUGAACCAGUCGACGCUGGGAAUUGGUAUUCUCCAAGGUCUGACUAAACUAGAGACUCUGUCAAUUGGCAUGUACGUCCCACAGGACCGCCAAACAACCAAUCUUAUCAUCCCACGAUGCUGUACAUCGCUCACACACCUCUCCAUCUCAUCGGCUGCCGCGACCAUUGAGAAUGCCAUCCCACCGUCGGUCACCUCACUCUCCCUUUUCCUUCGCUACUCUGCCCAUCCACCACUCAAUGCGACCACAGCCUACUACCUACCACCCAACCUCAAAUCGAUCGACUAUACCCAAUGCUCGGUCACUGCACCUCCCCAUCUACUCGGCCUACCACAAUCACUCGAGCAACUCUAUCUCCCACGCGAUUACAACCAUCCACUCGACCAACUCAACCUUCCAAAUCUCACUCACCUCCAAACCAACACCUCUUAUCCCAUACCCCAUUUUCCAAAGUUACAAUAUCUCAAGAUGAGUCGUCUGCCGCCAGUUGAACAACAACAAAUUAGUCUUCCUCCAACUAUCCAAGAAUUGGAACUAUCUCCACUCUACUCUACGCAGGAAUACAUUUAUCUUCCAACACCACUUCCAGAAUCAUGUAAAACACUCACUCUUUGCGACACCAAACUUCGCAUUCCACCUGGAACAUUCACCAAACACCUAUCAACCAUUAAAAUAACCACCGAUAAACCAUAUGGUCUACCUUCAAGUCAACAAAUCAAUAUACGUAGGCUAGACAAUGACUAUUUAAUAUUCAUGUGGAAAGGUUCAGUUUGUGGCGGUGGUAUCAUUCAUCAAAAUCAAUUUGAUCAAUCUAAAAUUCAAGAUUUAAUAAAGCUUUAA